This is a messenger RNA of Gymnodraco acuticeps, 4229 nucleotides long. Its product is annotated as NLR family CARD domain-containing protein 3-like. The transcript has 13 exons. Bases 157 to 3402 code for a protein of 1081 amino acids. The record is from RefSeq and is a predicted model, not a curated record. NCBI's taxonomy places the organism in Eukaryota, Metazoa, Chordata, Actinopteri, Perciformes, Bathydraconidae. Gene Ontology annotation, molecular function: protein binding; metal ion binding.
GUCUUCCUGUAAUGUGCUCUCCUGUAACUUGAUGGAAUGGAGCUGCAAACAGGGAGGGACCUCGAAAGUGAAAGUUAGUGAGUAACAGACAGACUCCAUUUGACACUCCGACAGAGCAGCAGAAAGAGAACAGGGGUUACUAUUUCGUCUCUCAGAAUGGAGACCAUGAGAGAUUUGGAUGAUGAGGAGGAGGACACAACUUCAGUGUCCAGAAAACCUCCAGAUUUGAGUAAAACACUUGGAGCAUCUGCCACAAGACAGAGAGCAGAGUCUCCAGUCCCCAGCUGUCUGUCUCUGAAGAGUGACCGGUCUAUGGGGAAACCUAUCUACUUCAGUAAUGAACCUGGACCCUCAGACACAGAACAGAGAGCAGAGUCUCCAGUCCCCAGCUGUCUGUCUCUGAAGAGUGACUGGUCUAUGGGGAAACCUGUAAACUUCAGUAAUGAACCUGGACCCUCAGACACAAGAGGGAAGAGGAAGAGUGGUGUUCCUGUGGAGGAGCAGCUGUCCAGCUGUGCUCUGUGUCAGGACGUCCUGAAGGAUCCAGUCUCUACCAGCUGUGGACACUGGUUCUGCAGACAGUGCAUCACCUCAUACUGGGAGCAGCGCCCUCCAUCAGGAGACCCCUCCUGUCCCCAGUGUGGAAAGAGAUCCAGAACUGGACUGCAGACAGCCAGUCAGACCAGAACAGUAAAAACAGAACGUGGUCUGCAGGAGGUUCUAGAUGAACAUAGGCUCAGUCUGAGGAGGAGAUAUGAACGUGUGACUGAAGGAACUGAUAAAAGUGAAACCCUCCUCAACAGCAUCUUCACUGAGCUCUACAUCACACAAGGCCAGAGUGAAGAGGUUAAUACCCAACAUGAGGUGAGGCAGCUGGAGACAGCUUCCAAGAAGAAGCCCCUCCAUGACACUCCAAUCAAGUGCCAGGACAUCUUUAAAGCCUUACCUGACCAACAGACUCCCAUCAGAGCGGUCCUGACCAACGGAGUCGCUGGAGUUGGAAAAACCUUCUCAGUGCAGAAGUUCACUCUGGACUGGGCCGAGGGUUUGGGGAACCAAGAUGUCAGUCUGGUGAUCCCGCUCUCCUUCAGGGAGCUGAACCUGAUCAAAGGAGAGCAGUACAGUCUUCUCAGGCUGCUCCAUGUUUUCCAUCCAACCUUACAGAAGGUCACAGCAGAGCAGCUGGCUGUCUGCAAAGUGCUGCUCAUCUUUGACGGCCUGGAUGAAAGCAGACUUUCUCUGGACUUCAGAAACAAUGAGGUUGUGUCUGAUGUCUCACAGCAGUCCUCAGUCAACGUGCUGCUGACAAACCUCAUCAGGGGGAAGCUGCUUCCCUCGGCUCUCGUCUGGAUAACUUCCAGACCUGCAGCGGCCAAUCAGAUCCCUCCUGAGUGUGUGGACAGGGUGACAGAAGUACGAGGCUUCACUGACGCCCAGAAGGAGGAGUACUUCAGGAGGAGAUCGAGUGAUGAAGACCUGUCCAGCAGAAUCAUCUCUCACAUCAAGAGCUCCAGGAGCCUCCACAUCAUGUGUAUGAUCCCAGUCUUCUGCUGGAUCACUGCUGCAGUUCUGGACCACAUGUUGACUACAGACCAGAGAGGAGAGCUGCCCCAGACCCUCACUGACAUGUACUCACACUUCCUGCUGGUCCAGACCAAGAGGAAGAAGCAGAAGUAUGAAGAGGGACAUGAGACGAGUCCACAGCAGCUGACGGAGGCUGACAGGGAGCUUCUUCUGAAGCUGGGGAGGCUGGCGUAUGAACAUCUGGAGAAAAGAAACAUCAUGUUCUACCAAGAAGACCUGCAGCGCUGUGGUCUUGGUGUCACCGAGGCCUUGGUGCACUCAGGAGUUUGUACAGAGAUCUUCAAAAGAGAGAGUGUGAUCUUCCAGAAAACAGUCUACUGCUUUGUUCAUCUGAGCGUUCAGGAGUUCCUGGCUGCAGUCUACUUGUUGCACUGUUACACCAGCAGAGACACAGAGGUGCUGAAGGACUUCCUGCAGGGAGACUGGGACGAUGACAAUGAUAGCAGGGAUCAGGAUUACCCAUCCCUGGAUGUCUUCCUAAAGAGAGCCAUGGAGAAAUCCCUCAGAAGUAGAAAUGGCCACCUGGACCUGUUUGUCCGCUUCCUCCACGGCCUCUCUCUGGAGUCCAACCAGAGUCUGUUAGGAGGCCUGCUGGGUCGCACAGACAACAGACCAGAAACCAUCCAGAGAGCCAUCAGCAACCUGAAGAAGAUGAGAAGUGAUGAAGACUCUGAUGAAAGGAGCAUCAACAUCCUCCACUGUCUGACAGAGAUGAAGGACCACUCAGUACAUCAGGAGAUCACAGAGUUCCUGAAGUCAGAGAACAAAUCAGAGAAGAGACUCUCUGUGAAACGCUGCCCUGCUCCGGCCUACAGGCUGGAGAUGUCAGAGGAGGUUCUGGAUGAGUUGGACCUGGAGAAGUCCAAAACAUCAGAGGAGGGACGACGGAGACUGACUCCAGCUGUGAGGAACUGCAGGAAGGCUGUAAUUCCUGACAGUGGAUUCUUAGACUGGGAAGUCGUGGCCUCAGCUCUGAAGUCUGACCCCUCCAAUCUGAGAGAGCUGGAGCUGGAAGUAGACCUGCAGGAUUCAGAGGUGGAGCAGCUGAGUUCUGGACUAAAGAGUCCAAACUGUAGACUGAAGACUCUGAGUCUGAGAGGCUGCAGCUUGUCAGAGAUCAGCUGUUCUGCUCUGGCCUCAGCUCUGAAGUCCAACAUCCAUCUGAGAGAGCUGGACCUGAGUCACAACGCUCUGCAGGAUUCAGGAGAGCUGCUGAGAGAUCUUCUGGAGAGUCCAGACUGCAGACUGGAGACUCUCAGACUGAUUAGAUGCAGCUUGUCAGAGAUCAGCUGUUCUGCUCUGAUCUCAGCUCUGAAGUCCAACAUCCAUCUGAGAGAGCUGGACCUGAGUCAGAACGCUCUGCAGGAUUCAGGAGAGCUGCUGAGAGAUCUUCUGGAGAGUCCAGACUGCAGACUGGAGACUCUCAGACUGGAGUACUGCAGGUUGUCAGAGAUCAGCCUUUCUGCUCUGGCCUCAGCUCUGAAGUCCAACAUCCAUCUGAGAGUUCUGGACCUGAGUUGGAACGAUCUGAAGGAUUCAGGAGAGCUGCUGAGAGAUCUUCUGGAGAGUCCAGACUGCAGACUGGAGACUCUCAGUCUGAGGUGGUGCAGUUUGUCAGAGAUCAGCUGUUCUGCUCUGAUCUCAGCUCUGAAGUCCAACAUCCAUCUGAGAGAUCUGGACCUGAGUGAGAACGCUCUGCAGGGUUCAGGAGUGGAGCUGCUGAGAGAUCUUCUGGAGAGUCCAGACUGCAGACUGGAGACUCUCAGGAUCGGAGAAGGAGAGACGAUCAGAGCCAAGAUCCAGAAGAAAUGUCCAUGAGGGGAUAUUGUUAACCAUCAGGCAGUGCAUUCAGCCCCGUAAUCCUGCCUUUGUUCGUUUCCUGCCAUUUCUGUCCCUCAAGUCUUUGGAAACAGUCAGAAGAACGGCUACGGAGAAGAGGAAGAACAGUUUUAAACUAGAGAAUGCAAUUCCUGAAGAAAUUGCUAGUGGGAAUGCUUUAUGCUGAAAUAUAAUGUGUAAGAAGAAAGUGAAUAAUCAGGAAUAUUUGGAUGACUUCCAUAUGAAUGAAUAUUAUGUUAAAAAGUAGCAUGAAACUCCAAAUGUAUAAAUAAUGUUAAAGAUUUAAGGCUUUGAAUGUAGAAUGUUAUUCGUAGGAAAAGUUGAAAAUGCAAAAAGCACAUUUUAUUUUCAAAAACCAGAACAUGGGGAAAAAAAACUAUAUAAAACGUUUCAAAUCAAUUACUAACAAAUAUAUUCUGUAAAACCACAAAGUGAAAAGGUGAACAAAAAUAAAGUAAUUUGUGUGAAAGAACAAGUGAUAAAACAACUAUAUACAGAAAAAUCACUCAAGUGAAUAAGUUAAAAACAAACAAUAUAAACAUUUCACAUCAAUUACUAAAGAAAAUAACAAUCUGAAGAACAAAAAAUCUAAAAUACAGAAACUAUUCAUAUCAAUUAAAUAAAUCAAACAAGAAGUGAAGAGAAAAAAACAGCAACUUUUCAUAUGAAUGAAAUGAUAGCAGUCAAACCAGAACAAGACAAAAGCAAGCAUCAAACAAACAGUUUUACGAUGCAUUUCAUGCACGUCACAUAUGUAUCUUUUUAUUGAACAAUUAAAAUCUCCCCCUAAAUGUCAUGAAAUAAUA